This is a messenger RNA of Phymastichus coffea, 1617 nucleotides long. RefSeq names its product facilitated trehalose transporter Tret1-like. Gene Ontology annotation, biological process: transmembrane transport. The transcript is spliced from 2 exons. Gene Ontology annotation, molecular function: transmembrane transporter activity. Lineage: Eukaryota; Metazoa; Arthropoda; Insecta; Hymenoptera; Eulophidae. Gene Ontology annotation, cellular component: membrane. The record is from RefSeq and is a predicted model, not a curated record. Bases 221 to 1615 code for a protein of 464 amino acids.
UUGUGCAGUAAAAUGAAUUUGCGAGUGUUAAAUUGAAGAAAGGAGUUUUAAUUUGAAAAUUAAAUUUUAGCAAUAGAAUAAUGAUAUAAUACUGAAGACGAAAAAGCCGAGUUAGUCUUAUCUUAUCGAGAAAAAUUAUUCAAAUACGAACACAAAUCGGAGGACGUCUGAAAAUAAGCAGCCAGUCGAUCAGAGGUUACAAAAGCGUCGAAAUAUAAAAAUGGUUCAAAGAGAUGGAACUAAUUUGAAGAUAGAAGUGAAAAAUAAGCUUUUUACGCAAUGCAUAGCGACGGCAGGAGUGAUGGUAUUGAUCAUUCAAACCGGAAUAAUGGGUGGCUGGACCUCGCCAAAUAUGGCUCGCUUGACCAGCGAAAAUUCAACGAUCCCAAUAACUCUGUCGGAAGCGUCUUGGGUAGCAUCUUGCCUGAACUUGGGGAGAUUCGUCAGCGUCGUCCUCGUUCCGAUAUUUAUCGAGCUGGCCGGCAGUAAGAAGACGAUUCUCCUAUCGUUCCUGCCUGUGACUGCAUCGUGGAUAGUUUGCAUGAUAGCCAACAGCGCGAUGAUGCUGUACACUGCGAGAUUUUUGUGUGGCAUCACGUAUGGCUUGACGUACGGAUGUUUCUCCAUGUAUCUAGGGGAAGUAUCAGUGGCGGCGUACCGAGGCACCUUCGUUUCCAUAGCCAUGAUCGGCUGGCCACUCGGAUCUGUCAUCGGCACCAUAGCGGAAACUUAUCUGCCGAUGGCUGUCUCUAGCUCGAUAUACUUGGCGCAGUGCUUGGCGGGAAUAAUGAUACUCAUCUGGUUGCCUGACUCGCCUUACCAACUGGUCAAAAAUAAGCAACUCGACAGAGCUCGAGAAUCUCUGGCCUGGUAUCGAGGCCACUCCAACACGGAGCAAGAAAUGGAUAAAAUUCUAGAAUUUAUCGAGUCCAACGCCAAGCAGACGUUCGGAGAGAGGAUGCAACAGCUCGGAUCGAAGCCAGUCCGAAGGGCAGUUUUCAUCGUAGUGAUAAUCUUUGCAUUUCCCCAAUUAGUCGGUCUGUUUAACGUAUUUUACUACAUGGAGCUCAUUCUAACCAACGGCAAAUCUUUUCUGGUCGAGCCCAGCGAAUUCGUAAUCUACGCGAACCUCGUUUUGUUUGCGUCCACCGUGGCGACCGCAAAUCUGAUUGAUAAAUUGGGCAGGCGAGUGCUGCUAAUGGCCUCGGGCCUCGGGGUGACCGUGGCGCUGGCCGGACUCGGUCUCCAUUACUUCUUGCUGGGAAACGCUCGAGUGGACCCGGUCAGCAUGCAAUGGCUACCAGUUGCUUCGAUAGUGCUCUUUGUGAUUACGUACACGGUCGGCUUUCUGACGGUGCCCAGCACCGUGCUCGGCGAAAUGUUCCCGGCCAACAUUAAAAGCACGGCAGCCGGUUUCACCAGUCUCACUUCGGCCCUUCUAGGGUUUCUCGCGUCGAAGGCUUAUCAACCGAUGGUCGACGCCAUCGGCGAAGCCUACGUUUUCUGGAUUCACGCUCUCUUUUCCGCGCUGGCGGUGCCUGUCGCGCUAUUCUUACUGCCGGAGACAAAGGGCAAGAGCUUUCAAGAAAUCCAAAUUGAUCUUCACAAAAAGUAACU